CAUGCUGCUCACAUACUUCAUCUCACAUUCGUCAGAUGCCGAUUGCCGCUCUUACUGUUGACAUCCAAAGUUCAACAUUCAGACACAUGACUUGUUUGCUUUUCCGAACACUCAUGAUGGGGCCAAACUAUAUUGUUGCAAAGAGUCCAUACCUAUGAUCAGUUAAGUAAAUACAAGUUGGAUGAUUCAAGACCACUACCUAGAGAGCUAGCCUCCUCGUGCGCAGGUGCAGCCUCCAGCGCCCGUCGUCGCCUCGGCCCCACUAUUCCCGACUCUGCCGAAGCACGGUUCAGUUGCAGGUUUUCCACCAGGGGCAGGCUUCCUUUUCCACUUGAUUCCUUUGGAGGCGGGCAGGAGGGGUGGGUGUGGGCUGAGGGGCGACAGACGGCGGGGGCGGGACAGUCAGUCACCACCUGAGGUACCCACUGCCGCUGUGGCAGGCAGGCCUAGCUCCGCGUCAGCUCCCGUUCCAACUGCCGCCAAAACCGGACGCCUCAAGUAGUACCGUCACCACCACCAUCACCAUCGCCAUUUCCAGUCGUCUUGCAUAGUGCCAAGGAUUUCUGCCAGCACUCGGGUUUUCUCUACUGCUGCCAGAACGAUGCUGCGCAACGCGACCAAAGGUGCAGCGCGCCGCGCCGUCACCGAGCUCUCCCAGUACCCGAAACCCGGCGAGAAACUCCACGGCUUCACCCUUCUCCGGUCAAAGCAUGUCCCGGAGCUGGAGUUGACUGCUUUGCACUUGCAACACGACAAGACCGGAGCAGAGCAUUUGCACAUUGCCCGUGACGACAGCAACAAUGUCUUCUCUAUCGGCUUCAAAACGAAUCCCCCGGACGACACCGGUGUCCCACAUAUCCUGGAGCACACCACUCUGUGUGGCAGCCAAAAAUACCCUAUCCGAGACCCCUUCUUCAAGAUGCUUCCGCGAACGCUUUCGAAUUUCAUGAACGCCUUUACAGCAUCAGAUCACACCUUUUACCCGUUCGCCACCACCAAUGCUCAGGACUUUAAGAACCUCAUGUCUGUCUACCUUGACGCGACUCUGCAUCCUCUCUUGAAGGAGACGGACUUUACACAGGAAGGAUGGCGUAUUGGACCCGAGAAUCCCCAGGCUCUUGUUGCGGCUGAGGGCAACGCAAAGCCCGAGGACAGGAAGCUUGUCUUCAAGGGUGUCGUUUAUAACGAGAUGAAGGGGCAGAUGUCGGAUGCUGCCUACCUCUUCUGGAUUCGGUUCCAAGACCACAUUUUCCCAGACAUCCACAACUCUGGUGGUGAUCCCCAGAAAAUCACAGACUUGACAUACCAACAGCUCAAGAAGUUCCAUGCUGAUCACUACCACCCGAGCAACGCCAAAGUCUUUACUUAUGGCGAUAUGCCACUGGCAGAUCACUUGAAGGAAAUCGGUGCCCAGCUCGACGUAUUUGAGAAGAUCCGGGCUGAUGUGGCACACCAUAGCCCUAUCGACCUCAGCAGUGGCCCCAGGGAAGUCAAGCUCUAUGGACCUAUUGACCCCCUUGUGGACGCCAAUAAGCAGUUCAAGACUUCCGUUUCGUGGGUUCUGGGUGAAACCAACAAUGUCGUCGAGUCCUUUUCGCUGGCGCUGAUUUCUGCUCUGCUCAUGGAUGGUUAUGGCUCGCCUCUCUACAAGGGAUUGAUUGAAUCCGGGCUAGGAACGGACUGGAGCCCCAACACCGGAUAUGACAGUUCGGGCAAGCUUGGUAUCUUCUCCAUUGGCCUCAGCGGUGUUCAAGAAGAAGAUGUGCCCAAGGUCAAGGCCAAGGUACAGGAGAUUCUUCGCAGCAUGCGGGACAAGGGUUUUGAGAGAUCAAAGAUUGAUGGCUAUCUCCACCAGCUUGAGCUCGGCCUUAAGCACAAGACUGCCAACUUUGGCAUGUCUUUGCUCCACCGUUUGAAGCCAAAGUGGUUUGUUGGAGUCGAUCCAUUUGACUCUCUUGCCUGGAACGACACGAUUGCUGCUUUUGAGACCGAGCUUGCCAAAGGUGGUUAUCUUGAGGGCUUGAUUGAUAAGUAUCUGAUCAACGACAAUACUCUCUCCUUCACGAUGGCGCCUUCGCCAACCUUUAGCCAGGAGCUGGCCCAAGAGGAGGAAACUCGCUUAAGCACCAAGAUUUCGGAAGUUGUCAAAGCUGCUGGUAGCGAAGAGGAAGCUCGUGCUGCUCUCGAAGCUCGGGAACUCAAAUUGUUGGCCGAGCAAAGCAAGACCAACACCGAAGAUCUUGGCUGCCUUCCUAGCGUGCAUGUCAAGGACAUUCCCCGCCAGAAGGACUCGGUUAUCUUGAGACACGAUAACACAGCAAGAGUCAAGACACAGUGGCACGAGGCUCCCACGAACGGGCUGACCUACUUCCGUGCUAUCAAUCAGCUGGAGAACCUGCCCGAUGAGCUCCGAAGCCUGAUCCCCCUCUUCACUGACUCCAUCAUGCGUUUGGGUACGAAGGACAUGACAAUGGAGCAGCUUGAGGAUUUGAUCAAGCUCAAAACUGGAGGUGUCUCGGUCGGCUACCAUUCGGCUUCUCAUCCAACUGACUUCACUCGGGCCACAGAAGGUCUGAUGUUCUCGGGCAUGGCAUUGGAUCGUCAUGUGCCAACGAUGUUUGACCUUUUGCGCAAGCUGGUCGUAGAGACUGACUUCGACAGUCCUCAAGCAGCUCAACAGAUCCGUCAGCUGUUGCAAGCAUCUGCUGAUGGCGUCGUGAACGACAUUGCUUCAUCGGGACACGCUUACGCUCGGAGAGCCGCCGAAUCUGGCCUUACGUGGGAUUCCUUCCUCAAGGAGCAGGUUAGCGGUCUCUCGCAGGUAAAGCUGGUGACUAGCUUGGCAAGCCGGCCCGAGUCAGACCCGUUGGAGGAUGUUAUUGCAAAGCUGAAGCAAAUCCAACAGUUCGCACUGGCUGGCAAUCUCCGUACCGCCAUCACCUGCGACAGCGGAAGUGUCUCUGACAACGCAAAGGCGCUCUUAAAUUUUGUCAACUCGCUGCCUUCGGAAGCGGUGACCUUCCCAAGCCGGGGACCCCCUAACUUUACCCGUGAUAUCAAGACGUUUUAUCCCUUGCCUUAUCAGGUUUACUAUGGUGCUUUAGCCCUUCCUACGGCUUCUUACACGGCUUCCGUGAAUGCCCCUCUCCAGAUUCUCUCGCAGCUCUUGACCCACAAGCACUUGCAUCACGAGAUUCGUGAGAAGGGUGGCGCCUACGGCGGCGGAUCUUACGCCCGCCCCCUCGACGGUAUCUUCGGCUUCUACUCGUACCGCGACCCUAAUCCUGUGAACACGCUCAAAAUCAUGCGGAACGCUGGCCAGUGGGCGGUUGACAAGGAGUGGACUGAUCGUGAUCUUGAGGAUGCCAAGAUCUCUGUCUUCCAAGGCGUUGACGCACCCAAGGCUGUUAAUGAAGAAGGCAUGGCCCAAUUCCUCUACGGCAUUACCGACGAGAUGAAACAGAAGCGCCGCGAAGAGCUCUUGGAUGUCACCAAGGAUCAGGUCCGGGAAGUGGCGCAGGAGUAUGUUGUCAAGGCCCUUAACAACGGCUCUGAGCGUGUCGUCUUCCUUGGCGAGAAGCGCGACUGGGUCGACAAGUCUUGGGCGGUCAAAGAGAUGGACAUCAACGGUUCCACUUAGACCACUCCAUCAACGGCGAAACACAACCAGAUGUUGAUGAGAUUGGCGGUUUUGUAUUUGUAAAGUGACAUGGCUGAAUGAUACCCUCCUCCUAUAUAAAAGGCACAACGAGCCAGUGCGGACCCAGUGAGUGUCCGAGAAACUGCACCGACACUCGGCUACAAUCAGCGCUCCAGUUCUUUGGCCAUGUACUGAUAAAGUUUUCAGGGUUUUGUUACAUGUUUUUGUUCUUUCCCCUUUCUCAUCAAUCAGCGCCAGCUACGAUACGCUUCAACGCCCGUUCAGUGGCGUUGAUGCCACAAAACGGCGCGAGAUCAAAUGUGACAGGGAAUCGGCGUUCUGCGCCUUGAGGCCCGGCCAAGGGCUCGUUCUAUCAGAACCGUCUUCCUCAGCUUUGGACGUGCGGACUAAAGAACAGAGUACAUGCUUCUGCUUUACCUACUGACCUGAGUGUUGAAUGCUACGAUAUCCCCUCGUUUCUCCAGCUUACGUCAUCACUACCUCUCGGGCGAGAUAGCCGAAGCGUUUGGACUGUGACAGGCUGCCUCUGAAGUGUGGUGGCCCUACAGCACCACGAGACUACCUACACAGCAGGCCGCGUCGUGUUGCUUCGGGCCUGAGUCACAAAAUCGGCCAUCCUCAUUGGCAAUCAGCCUCGCCAGGGGCGGCAUCGUAGCAGACCAAUAGUAUCGUCGGUCCGUCUUGAAGAUGAUCGUCGUCGAUGUGAGCCUAGGGGUACGACCAACUACAUCAAUGAUCAAAGCCAAAGCCUGCAUCCGUGCGUGCUAGACAUAUAUCUUCUCUACACGACAUGGCAGACAACCAACGACUCAUGCCCUAAUAGAGGCGGAAGAAGACGUCGAAUAUGACAACAAAAAAAAAAAAAAAAAAAAAAAAAAAAAAAAAAAAAAAAACUAUCAGAUGAAGGGAUUCUCGAAGUCAAGCUUGCCUCAAGCCGCAAUGCGUGCCCUCGAGGAAACGGCUUCCAGUCACUGGCAGUCAUUUUUCACUGGAAAUACAGAACAACCCUCUUACGCACAAGUGCUAUGUAUAAGGAAGUUGAUCCUCGUGUGCAUGGUGACAGCCGCGGGGAUGGUACUUAACAAGGAGGCAAGAUACCAACGAAUACGGAUGGGGUUGUUUGCGGAUGUAAUUAAGGCCUAUGGUAAUUGCGCGAUUUGACUGGUCUUUUGUCGUCUACGUCGUGCGACAACGUGCUGAGUGCAGUUUGUGUGUUACACAGUGAUAUAUACAAGGCAUUGAAACUACACUAGAAUGUGGCCUUAUUCCAACGGCG
This is a messenger RNA of Neurospora crassa OR74A, 4937 nucleotides long. Its product is annotated as mitochondrial presequence protease. Gene Ontology annotation, molecular function: metal ion binding. The coding region runs from base 602 to 3640 and encodes 1012 amino acids. The transcript is spliced from 3 exons. Gene Ontology annotation, cellular component: mitochondrial matrix. Gene Ontology annotation, biological process: protein processing. Lineage: Eukaryota; Fungi; Ascomycota; Sordariomycetes; Sordariales; Sordariaceae. The record is from RefSeq and is a predicted model, not a curated record.